ACAUGAAGAACGCCACCAAAAAGAAAAAAAAAGCAGGGAAGCCACGGGUGACCUUUCCAACGAGAACGAAGUACCGUGUUUUUAAAGGAAGUGCCUUUAAAAUACGAGCAGGCCAAUAUCCGCUUUGGGUUAGUCGACCUCCUGCAAAUCCUAGUUGACUUGCUUCAUAGCCUCUCCCGCAUCCCUAACACAGGUAGCCUGAUAUGAGUCUUAUAGCAACUCAGCCAGAUUACCAUGUCACGAUCCCUGUGCUGGCUCCCAUGGUAGCCCAGGAAAGAGACACCCAGGUCUCAGCUUUAACCCACACCCCAUGAUAGCGAAAUUCUCGCUGCUAGUGUUGCAGUGCUUGGGUUGUUCAGUAGCUUUGCUUCUUCCGCCUCGUGUACCAUAUCAUGAAGUCCUCCAGUCCAUAACAGUGUCCAGGAACUAAUUCGGUAGAAAAGCUCCCGCGUCGACGCCAUACUAAUACCGUUUGAAGUUGUGCAUCAAUGAUCAGGCCUAAAGCCCUGUUUCUAUUCUUUGCGACUCUUGUCUCCUGUGACCAGGAGUCGCUUGCGGUCGGAAAGUUCUUCAAUCCACCAAAUGCGCCCGAAUCUCCGAGUCCCUUCUCGGACAACGCAGUUUGGGCCGUCGGCGACGUGCAGACGAUCAAGUUUACGACAACCUAUUCCAACUACACCGUAGCCCUCUGGCAGCAGAACCUGGAAGGAGGUUUCGCCCUGCUCGGUCCGGUCAUUUUCCAGACCGAGACGAACGCGUUUCCGCAGUUCGACUGGGCGAUCCAGGUGUUCGACCUGGAUCUCUCGUUCUCGAGCGUGUUCUUUCUCUGGCUCCACGCAGGUGUGUCGGCCGAUCAGGGCAAGCCGCAGCCGCUCUCGGUCACAUCGGCUUUCUUCAACAUCACUCGCGCAGCGGCAGCAGGGUCAGCUUCCAAUGCGACGGCCACUUCCAGCGCCGUUGCCUCGACUUCCACGCCGGCCGUCAUGGUAACCGCCACAUCAGGCCCUGCCAUCGGCGAGGAUGGCUCGGGUCAGGUCGAUGGUCUGUCGACGGGGGCGAAGGCGGGAAUAGGGAUAGGAGCCUCACUUGCCGUCUGCGGAGCAGUUACCGCGGUCUAUUUCUGCCUUCGGAAGAAGAUAAGGGCCAGCGCCGAUCGGGCGAAUCGAACAAAAGAUGAAGUUGAAGGAACGAGGCCAAUCGACGGCGCCGUACACGAGAAGCCGGUAGACACAGGUCUGACGGAAUUGGAUGGCCAGCAGGAGUACCAACACCAUAUCUCUCCUAUUAAAAGAACCCCUGUAGAGCUUAGUCAAGACUAAGAGUCACACCAAAUGAGAACUCAUUUAUCCCUCCGUCCGAGAUGAUGAAGCCUCGGUACUGACGGAGGGUGGCGUGUCC
This is a messenger RNA of Truncatella angustata, 1398 nucleotides long. RefSeq lists its product as uncharacterized. Lineage: Eukaryota; Fungi; Ascomycota; Sordariomycetes; Amphisphaeriales; Sporocadaceae. Bases 489 to 1319 code for a protein of 276 amino acids. The record is from RefSeq and is a predicted model, not a curated record. The transcript is spliced from 2 exons.